CGCGAGCGAGCGAGGGCGCGUGUGCGCGCGAGAGAGGGCUCCACUGGGGGACUUUUUUUUAAAACAGAAAAUGGCGACCACGGUGUUCCCGGGCGUGCGGCUGGUGUCGAUCGGGGAUCAGAACGGGGAGAUCCAGCGGCGCUCAGACCAACAGCCGCUUAAACUAGAGAUUAAAACCACCCAGGACAGCGCGUUCAUCAGCCUCUACAGCAAUGAGACGGUCUGUGUAUUUAAGUGUGCAGUGAGUCGGGAAACGGAAUGCAGUCGUGUCGGCAAACAGUCUUUCAUUGUCACGUUGGGAUGUAGCAGUGUCCUCCUACAAUUUCCAUCACAGAAUGAGUUCUACUCCUUUUUCAAUAUUCUGAAAAACUGCAGAGGUCACAACAUUGAACGAUCUGUCUUCAGUGACCGAACAGAGGAGUCUUCUGCUGUGCAGUAUUUCCAGUUCUAUGGAUACUUAUCGCAACAACAGAAUAUGAUGCAAGACUAUAUACGGACAGGCACUUACCAAAGGGCAAUACUCCAAAACCAUGCAGACUUUAAAGACAAGGUUGUACUAGAUGUGGGAUGUGGCUCUGGAAUUUUAUCAUUUUUUGCUGUGCAGGCAGGAGCACGAAAGGUGUUUGCAGUGGAAGCAAGCACCAUGGCUCAGCAUGCUGAGCUUCUGGUAAAGAGCAACAACCUAGCAGAUCGCAUCUUCAUCAUCCCUGGGAAGGUGGAGGAGGUUAACAUCCCGGAACAGGUUGAUAUAAUUAUUUCCGAACCCAUGGGCUACAUGCUCUUCAAUGAACGAAUGUUGGAGAGUUACCUUCAUGCUAAGAAAUGGUUGAAACCGAAUGGUAAUCUGUUUCCAACCCUUGGUGACGUUCACCUAGCGCCCUUUACAGAUGAGCAGCUUUACAUGGAACAGUUCACAAAAGCAAACUUCUGGUAUCAGCCAUCUUUCCACGGUGUGGAUUUAUCAGCCCUCCGAGGUGCAGCAGUAGAUGAAUACUUCAAGCAGCCUAUUGUGGACACAUUUGAUAUCAGGAUUCUAAUGGCCAAGUCGGUGAAGUACACAGUGAACUUUCUAGAAGCCGAAGAGAAUGAUUUGCACCGGAUAGAAAUUCCAUUCAAGUUCCAUAUGUUACAUUCAGGGUUAGUCCAUGGUUUGGCAUUCUGGUUCGAUGUGGCCUUCAUUGGUUCCCAAAUGACGGUGUGGCUGUCAACUGCUCCGACAGAACCUUUGACCCAUUGGUACCAAGUUCGCUGUUUGCUUCAAUCGCCACUUUUCACCAAGGCAGGUGAUACACUGUCAGGGACUGUCAUGCUGAAUGCCAAUAAAAGGCAAAGUUAUGAUAUUAGUAUUGUAGCCCAGGUGGAUCAGACUGGUUCAAAAUCUAGUAAUGUAUUGGACCUGAAGAACCCGUUUUUCAGGUACACAGGAACAACUCCCUCACCACCUCCAGGUUCGCAUUAUGUAUCGCCAUCGGAGACCAUGUGGAAUACAUCUGGCUCUUACAAUCUCAGCUCAGGACUAGCAGUAUCUGGAGUCCCAACGGCUUAUGAUCUGAGCAGUGUAAUUGCCAGUGGAUCUGCAGUCAGCCACAACAAUCUGAUUCCAUUAGCCAACUCUGGGAUAGUGAAUCACACUCACUCAAGACUGGGAUCCAUUAUGAGCACAGGAUUUAUACAGGGGUCUUCAAGCGGUGGACAGGGUGGAGUGAUUGCCAGUAGCAGCCACUAUCCAAUCAACAGUCAGUUUACCAUUGGCGGUGCUGCCAUCUCCAUGGCUUCUCCAAUGUCCAUAAGCACCAACACAAUGCACUAUGGGAGCUAAGAAUUCAUGAUACCGCCUCCGACUUUUUGAACUGACACUUUCGAGAGGAUAAAAACCAAAUCCAGAUUCAGUUCCCUCUCCAAAAAACCCAAUCUCUAUGAAUUGUCCAAAUUCAUUGUCCAUGGAUUUAGUUCAGCCUGAGGGUGGGGGUGUGUGUGCGUUUGUGUGUGCGUGUGCGUGUGUGUGUGUGUGUGUGCGCGUGCGAGCUUUGUUUUUGCCAUUGGGAAUGACAACAUACAAAUUAUUUGAUACCAGACUUGUAAAGUUUUAUAUAACAAAAAUGGGGGUGGGAAAAUAAAUGCUGUUUUGGUCCUGCGAUUAGACUGCGUAGUUCAUAAAUUUUCUCAUCAGUUUGAUGUCGGAACGCUGCAAUUAACAUAUCUUUUAAAACAGACAUGUCCAGUAUGUUGGGACAGAUAGCUGAUAGGAGUUAUCCAUUACCUGAUUUACCUCUGACUUUUCCUUCUCUGAUGUCCCUAGCCCCCCUCACCCAACUUCCCAACCCAACUUAAAUAAUCUGGUUACUUGAAGAUCUUGGGUUAAUGGAGACUGUUAGUUGAAAGUUUCAAAAGUGACAAAUAUCGGCUGUAAACGUAAUAAAUAUUACAAAUGUUUUUGAUAAUUAAGACAUUUUAUCAUUUAAGGUUUUCUUUCUAUAAGGCAAUUUCUUUUAAGUGUGGGUAGACUGCAUGAAAAAUGUUUUUCCCCAACUCCUUUUGAAACCUACAGUGAUUGGAAAGUUUCCAGGCUCAUCUCAUGGAGGAAGUGUUUCUCAGGGCUGAUACGAACUGAGUAGCUGUAGGAAAGGAGCAGGUAUCUGAACAUUGUUGAGUUCUUUCUUGGCACCUGUCUGAUUUGCUUCUGUGUGUCUUACUUCCAUUUUGACCGUUUUGCAGCAUCUCCACAAAGCCAGAAGCAUGAACCUGUUUGAACUAGUGCUGUUUUUGGAGUAGCUGAAAGUUGCACAGCUCAACAAUGCCAAGAGCAACCAAGCGCUAGCCAGCUCUUGAUCCAAACCAAUGUAUUAAUGCUUUUUAGCUUUAGGACUGUUUAGAUUAAAGAGGGAAUGAUUAACAGUCCUACAUCAUUUGUCUUUCUGUAUCCAAUUGUUUGAUUUCUCUGUUCUACCUUUAUGCUGCCAUUUUUGUUGUGAUUUCAGCUUUGAGUUGAAACUGCAAUGCUAGUUAGUUGAGCAACCUUUACCACUGUUCAUGCUGCUGCUCUUGGAAUGGCAGGCACCGUACACAUACUCUCAAAACUGAUCCGACUACCUUAGUGCAAGUAUAUGUGUAUAUUGGAUAUCACCUCCAUAUCCAAAAAGGAGUGCUGCAGAUUUGGUGGUAGAUGUAUUCACUAGCAACAGAUCAUUGUGGUUAGGGUAUGGGAUUUUGUACUUCACACUCCAGAUAAACUAAGUUAUAUUUGCCCACACCUUUCUAUGAUUAACUUCCAAAUCUAUAGAUUGACGGUAAUGAAAACUUCCACUUUUCUAUCAGCUCUUAGAGGGAACCAGACUGUUUUUCCAGUAUUUUCUGAUUGUUACAAUGUAUAUUUCUAUUGAAAUAGUUAUAUUAUUACUGGCAGCAAUCUCUGAUAGAAGGAAGAAUUUCUUUAAACUGAGGAUUGACUGUAGAACCUAGCUGUCUUGUCAUACAAGAUGUUUUUCUUUGAAGAGAGGAUUCAAAUCAGCCAAAUUCUUUGCUUUCCAAUAUCUUGGACCCAAACUCUGAUGAGUUUGUUGACUGCCUUCAUUUUUCAGAUGUCGAUUAAUGCUAAUGCUUUGUUCAGGAGAUGGAGAGGUUGUAUUGAUUUUCUUGAAGCACUCAAGCAUUUGUAAAUUUGGCGGACAGUUUCUGGUUCAGGCAAAUUUUUAUUUCAUAUGGUGAGUUGAAGUAUUGAGGAUUAGUAGAUUCGGAAUGAACGGGUCAGCUAUACCUAUAGAAGAAAGACACCUUCUGCAAUUGAUCGUUGUCUUGAGUCAUUGCUGAGGCUUUAAAUAUAAGGUUUGAUGGUGCAUUUGUUAGUUUUACCUGCGUCUCUGGUACAGGUCUAGCAUAGCAAUUAGUACGAGCUCUUUGGAAACCUAUGGGUGAGGGUUGUGGCGGAGAGGUGUUAGUUGUGCUGUUGUGCAAGUGGGUAUACUUGUACUCCAGAUAGAAUUAUCUAUUGCUUUGUGCACAAAAGCUGAUGGCACAUUUGGCCCAUUUAGUAAAGCUUUGUGGGUGCCUAUUGAAAUUCCAGUUCUUUGUUGUGGCAUUGAGAGUUCCAUUGUUCACAGGUGGCUGGUUACAUUCUCAUUUGCAUAAUAAUUUCUGGGACAAUGGGUCUCAUUUAAACUGAACUUUUCAUUGAAUCAGGAGGUGGAUACCCACAGCAUUAUGUCAAUGACCCUGGAUCCCAAACUAAUUAUUAGAUGGUAACUUUUAACAAAUUAAUAUCUACAGUGUUGUUAGUCACAGGUCACUUAUGCUGUUGCAGUAGCUCCAAGGCAGUGAUUAUUCUGCAGAAUUGUCUAUCAAGGAAGCGUUUUGGACAAAGUCUAGUCAUAAUUUAUUGCGAAUAUUCUUUUUAGAUUUGUUUUAUUUUUGGAGUAGAAAACUGUUAGUUGCUUCCAGCCUGGAGGAAAAAUCUUUGUCUCAUUGGACAUAAGACCAUAAGACAUAGGAGUGGAAGUAAGCCAUUCGGCCCAUCAAGUCCACUCCGCCAUUCAAACAUGGCUGAUGGGCAUGAUCCUAAGUAACUCUCUGCUUUGCUGGCGAUGAUUUUAAAGACUUUAAAGAAAGGUCCUAUGACUCAGAAGUGAACCCCUUUAAUAAUCCCCGUCCUUGCUACCAUAUCCAUGGCUAUUUUGCUCACAAUGGCUUUGGGGUGGUUGCCUGAGACUGGCUAUUGAUGUGUUUUAACUGUUGGCACACGAGCUGCAAAAGGUUUAAGUUUUCUGCUAUUCCUCAAUCUCCUGGUAAGGGUGUCUUGUUUCAGAAGAGCUGUUAAUUCAAUUUGAUUUUAACAUUGGUUGACAAACAGUACAAAUGAAAGAGUCCAGCAUAGUGAUUGUUUGUUCUCUGAUCUCUUCCCCACCAGUCACUAUUGUCCCAGUGACUCUCUUUUUUUUUUACUCCAUUCCCCAAAAAGUACUAAAUUGUGAACCAUACCUCCCAAAAGGUAUCCCGUUUGUACAAGUUGUAUGACACCUUCUGCCUUCCUGUCCAGUCAGAAAUAAAUCUGGAUUCAUAAGUGAUCACUUUCACUCUGAACCUUUCCACAUAGCUUUGAGAGCUGAGCAUUGGGAUUUUUGGCAACUACUGACUGAGCACAGCCAUUUGGGCAUCAAGAGGAGUCUGAGAAAAGUGAAUGGUGCCUCAGCUAAUGCACCAGUAUAAUCCAUCCAUGACUAGUGGAUAAGGCACCCGUGAUUUCUCCCUGCCCAACCUGUCAAAACCCAUACCCAUUGUUUCGGUCGUAAACAGUGACCUGAUCUUGUAUGGGUCUAUAGAGUGUGUGUGUGUGUGUAUAUAUAUUUUUAUAUAUAGACCAGUCGCAUGUACACAAUGUUCAGAUCAGUCUAUUGAUUGGUAAAUAUUUUAAUACAUCAAUAGGUUUAUGUGGCUCUGGAAAUUGGUUGAUACGUCCUAAAGUCAAGGGAUUAUUUUUGGGGUUGAGACUUUGUCCUGUGAUUUAGCUUAACUUAGCUUGGCUUGUCUGGAGUGACUUCCAUACAACCAGGGUUUGGGCUACUUGCUUAAUAUUUCUGUUGAAACCACACACCUCAGCUUUGCCUAUAUGUUUUCUUGAUCUGGACAUCAAAAAGUAUCAUUGUUCCCCUUUUUCUUGUGAUGGGUCAAACUAGUAUUAGUCUAUUAAUCACUAUCAGAUUGUUUGUUUCUUUUUUAAGCUUUUAACCCAUGCCAAUGGGAACAGAAAAUAUGGAUAUAUAACAUUUCGGGCUUUUCAGAAUAUAAAUAAGACAUUGGCACCCAUUAGGAUCCACAAAGCUCUGCUCAAUAUAUAGAGAAUGCUUCUUAAGUGCUGGUUAGGUAUUGGAGUUUUACACUGUGGAACUCUUAAGUUAUAUAGGCAUGAAUGAGUCAUUGACUGUGCACAGCUGAAGGAACACUUGCAGUGUAUUGUCAGGUUUAUUAGAGUGAAUGAUCGCUGAAUCUUGGUGCAGUGUGCACCACCUAUAAUUCUACAAGGUGUGUGAACUUUGCGCCAUAAUCCUGUGUCAGUGUGAUCCCUAAUUGAGUAUUACAAAGCAGGCAUGAUUUCAACAUUAGCCUCAACCAUCUCAAUUAGGCUGUUUUUGUAGAAUAUUUCUACAGUAAAAAGGAUUUUAAAAAAAUUUAGAAUGGGUAAGGGUUUAAUGUGAUAAAUUAUCACAGCGAUGGCUGACAGCAAGGAUAAUUGAUCUGCGAUUAGCUGGGCAGGGGGCACAGUAACUGGUAAAACUUGAAUGGAACAGUUCAGAGUUACUAAUGUGGAUCCCAUUUGAAAGUUUGGGAUUCCCCUUUUAAUUGGACCUAUUUUUGUAAUCCCUGCAGCUCGAGUUGUGUUGAAGUGAGUUGUGAACAAAGAAUUUUGGAGAGAUGUCACUCAUCUGAUGAAUUAAACUCUGGUGGGUCUGCCCUUGUAAAUGUUUUCCCUGUACAAUUUGUACAAAGCAUUGGGCUGAAUUUUUAUUCUGCUUUUGGGCUUUUUAAAAUCAUCUCCUACUUUACAAAUGAGGCUUGUUAUUGACCCUGAACUAUUCUUGUUAAUCCAUUUACAGCUAUCCUGAUCCAAACCUUGCUAGAGGGUUUUACCAACAUGUAGUUUAGUGUUUUAGUAUAAUCUAGAAAUGUUUCUGUAGUCUGGCUAGACCUUUAUUCAUCUGUGUUGUGUGUAGAUUUUAUUACAGCGACAUGAGAUUGUUAGACCAUAUUAGAAAAUCAUCCUGUAAUACAUGAAUUAUCAAAUAAAACACUAAUAUUAGA
Molecule: messenger RNA, 6789 nt
Organism: Hemiscyllium ocellatum (epaulette shark)
Lineage: Eukaryota; Metazoa; Chordata; Chondrichthyes; Orectolobiformes; Hemiscylliidae
Gene: carm1
Product: coactivator-associated arginine methyltransferase 1
Exons: 16
Coding region: 71-1819 (582 amino acids)
Biological process (GO): peptidyl-arginine methylation
Molecular function (GO): protein-arginine N-methyltransferase activity
Source: RefSeq, a predicted model, not a curated record